GGCUCGUGUAACAGACGGGUUGUCCUCCACAUCUUGUUCCGGAUGUGUCGCUCGUGCACCGGUCGCGUUUAAAUGGCUUAAAAAUAAUCCCGUCUAUUUGUAAACCGUGGAGACUUCUCUCUCUCUCUCUUUGUGUGUGUGUGUGUGUGUGUGAGUGAGUGAGUGUGUGACGGGCUGAACACUGACCGGAGUCGUAGCGGAAACCGAACGACAAAAUGCAUCGUCCUGUCGUUCUGCUGCUGAUGUGGUGCCACUUCUCACGGGCUUUCCCCGCUGCUCCAGGAGAUACUGUAAUAGUUCAGGCCCAGCAAUCGGGAGUGCUGGGUGCCCAGCGGGUCGAGGAACAGGUUCUUCUCAAUGGAGUCUCUCUCACUGGCACAAGCCAGGAUUUCAAUAACAUAAUAGAAACCAUUUUGUCUGAUGCUCUCCUUCCGAGUCUCAUCAGUGUCAACCAGACUUCAGUGCUGAGCAACCACACUGUCCUUCGCUCCCGCGAAUGCAUACUGGAGGGGUCUCGGCUACGCUGGACGGACCGCGUUUUCUACGAUGGGAAGGUCUAUCUAACUCUUGACCACACCGACACGUGGACGGCCCAUGUUCCACAAGCGUUGGCCCUCAAAGUGUUAUGGGACCAGGAAGAGCAUCGCACAAGGCCGGAGAGGAUCCGUCUUCAGGAGGGAUGCAUCAAGUUAAUGAGAGAACUGAAGCUUUCAGAGGAACAGUCUGUUCCAGGGAUUCCCUUGCCUCAGGUUCUGAUCCCCAUCUUGGCACUCCUGGCUUUUACCGGCCUGAUCAUAAUCAGCCUCCUCCUGUCUAAAAACUGGGGUCUGGGGCACCCUGGAGGUGUUAUUGGCUCAGUCAUACAUUACCCCAAAGACAUAGCUGAAAUGGGUCCGGAGAAAAAAGACUGCGAUUACCGUACCUUGUAAUUCAAAGCUCAAGCUGAACGACAGGCUUCCGUUGCUCUGCAUCUGAUGUUGAAUGUCCACUUACUGAUUUUUAGCCAUUUUUUUCCUCUGUGAAGAGACUGUCGCUCCAUGAAUGUAACCAAACCCUUGCUACAGCACCAGCAGCCUACUGUAACCAACAUUAUUGUAUGCACUUUAUCAUGCAUGUGUCACACUUUGCACUGGUGUUUUUAUUCUGUAUAUUAUUUAAAUGUAUACACACACACACAGGAUUGUAAGUAUGUUCACUGCCUGCAGCAACGUACCUGCUUCUAUUUGCACAGUUAAACAGGGGAGGUAUUUUCAAAAGAUAUUCAAAUACACGAUAUACAUGGGAACAUGUUGGAAACAUUCUGUUACAAGCACAUACUGUACAGUAUGCAAUGCAGGUCAACAAAGAGCAUGUAAUAAUGUCCCUGAGAGUGAGACUUCUUAGAGUAAAGCCCUGCUGAAAUCAACAAUUUGUUUUUUUGUCCGAAGACCAAUCACAAUGGAACUCUGCCAAACACUGGAUGGACCAACUGUGUCCAGUUUUCCAAAGAGGCUGACUGUGCUGUGUUGUUUGUACUCCUGGUUAAAUUUCUCUGAGAUAAUGUAUGAUGUUGCAAUUGUCAAAAUAAUAUAUGUUUCCUAUGAUGUAUUCAUGUAAAAUUGCAAAAAUGUUUAAUUAAAGAUCCUUUUAUCCUAUGUUUAUUUUA
Messenger RNA from Scophthalmus maximus (turbot), 1645 nucleotides. RefSeq lists its product as uncharacterized. The transcript has 6 exons. The record is from RefSeq and is a predicted model, not a curated record. Lineage: Eukaryota; Metazoa; Chordata; Actinopteri; Pleuronectiformes; Scophthalmidae. Bases 216 to 929 code for a protein of 237 amino acids.